Rana temporaria (common frog) is the source of this 3145-nucleotide messenger RNA. RefSeq lists its product as uncharacterized. The transcript has 2 exons. Gene Ontology annotation, molecular function: translation repressor activity; ubiquitin protein ligase activity; protein binding. Gene Ontology annotation, biological process: negative regulation of translation; protein polyubiquitination; proteasome-mediated ubiquitin-dependent protein catabolic process. The record is from RefSeq and is a predicted model, not a curated record. Lineage: Eukaryota; Metazoa; Chordata; Amphibia; Anura; Ranidae. The coding region runs from base 130 to 3069 and encodes 979 amino acids.
UAACAGGUAGCCGGAGACGGCGGUGCAGGUUGUUGUUAGUAACCAGCAGUGUACACAGGCUGCGGAGGAAGCUGACAUGUCCUCGGGUGGCUGCUCAGUCUUCGACAUCCCCAACAAGCCUCGUACCAGAUGGUAUUCAUGCAACAAAUGAAGAUGAUGGAUUUCACUACUCUGCUGAAUGACCUCGCUCAGACCUGCCGAGAGCUAGAACAGAUUAAAGCAGACCAGGCUAAAGAUCAUGAGAGAGUGUCCAAGUCAUUUGAGAAGACUUUACUCUCCAUUCUAAAGCAGGAACAGACCAUUCUUAACCGUGUGGAAGAAGAGCAUGGAAGACUGAAAGACCAGUUGUCAUCCAUCCAGCAAAGCAACGAAUUGGUCCUACAAAAUGGGGUUUGUGAGAUUAAUAACAUGGUGCAAGAGAUUUCUACCGUGUCCUCCCAGCUCAAGCAAGCACUGGUGACCUCAAGUGACAGCCAACUCGUCAUGAAGGAGAUCCAGCAACGAAUAUCAAAUCUAUUCGCAAGAAAAAAUAACAUCUGUAUUAAUUUAAAGAGGGUGUAUUUCAUUCCGCAAUCUCUUCCAUCUACCACACUUGGGGUGAUACAAUGUGAGGAACAAUCCCUAGGCUUCUCCACGCCGCAUUGUAACAGAAAAACUCUGGUACCUUUGGUAAGGAACUCAACUAUCCAACCAACACUUCUGAUUGAUGAAAGACCACCAUGGGAUGUCAGAUCACAUAACCCAGAUGAUUUUGGCUUUGUGGGUGUGAAAAUUUUGUUGGAAGAUGACAGCGAUGGAGACUGUGGGUCCAGCACCCAGUCAUCAUCUUUAGAACAGAACAAAGGAGAUUUUGCUGAUCAGAAACUGGGGGUUUCUUUAAGAGAUAAAGCAGUGGUGGAAGCUGACAGUGCAGCUCUAAGCCCCCGAACGGCCACCAAGAAAUGGAUAUCUGACAUUAAGCAAAGUCCUUUAAAGCAAGGGAAGCAACAUGGGCCAAUAUCAAUGAACCAGGCUGAGGAAGGCAACAAAUUAACCAGGCAGCAGCCUUUAGUAAGUAAGCAGCUCUCAAAAGACUCAACACUAGUCAACAAAAAUGUCAACCAACAAGUAAAUCAUUUCACAGCAGGGAAACAGCAAGAUUCAAAAAGAGGCAGCUCUGGUUUCAUAAAAGAUCCCGCUGGUCGUCAACAGAAGACAGUGAUAAACUCAAAAGAGACGGGCACCACAGUUGACGCUAGGAAUAGCAGAGAUAAUGAACUGAGACAUAUCAGCAACGAUAAAGUUAGCAGAACAUCUGAAAACAAUUCUUUGUUCAGAGCAACCACUGCUUAUAUAUCUGAAGGUGACUCAGAAAGCUCGGAAGAAAUUUUAGAAGAAAUAGAAACAGAUACAAUAAGGGAUCCAAUGUCUUGUCGGCAAGUGGCUCUUAGGGAAAGUCGUGUACCAUCUGCUAAGAAAAUGAUUGGUGGAGACCAACGGACGUUGUGGAUGACUAUGGAGUCACAUGGCCAGAUAGACAGGACUGGUGGUGAGAACUCACCUACAUCGUAUUUAAAUAGACAAAAUCUAGAAAGCGUCCAUCCUCAAUCAUUGCAUAGAACACAACUGGGCGUUGACUAUCUUCGAAUGUCUGAUGAGAUGUCAGAUAGCCUCAACAGCGAACUUCUGAGCGUUCCAAGACCGACUUCUCCCGCGGACAGCGUGAAGUCAACAUGCACCUUUAUAAUAGAGAAGCCAAAAAGCAAAGGGGUUUGCAAAUCUGGUACAUUUAAAGUUCCAUCUUCAAACAUCCAGCCUAAUGAAUCUGGAAAGGCUCACCCUAUUAUCUUAGAAUCCGAAAGUUCAGAAGUAAAUCAAAGGCAACAAGCACUAGCAAACGCAAGGCACAGAAUUGUAUCAAAACUCAGAAAUAAGCAGUCGCAGGCUUCCUCCUCCUGGAAACCGGUACCGAGGUCCUCUUCCAUGCCUUACAUCGAGAAGAUAUCAAGGCCACGCACUGCUCCUUCUAGAUUCCACAGGCCAACUUCAGCUAAGGAAAGACGUGAUUCUGUAUCCAGUUCAUCAAGUUCUUGGUCCAACCCCAGAAGCCUGGGCGCAGCUGCCCCACCUGGUGCUCUUCGUGAAAUCAAGGGGCGAGUUAAGUCAGCACAAUACAAUAGGAAGGUUUCUAAAUAUUCCCAACAAAUUCCACCUCGAAAAUGUUUAAGCAAGAGUGAGUCCAACCUUACUGACAGCCCUCUUGGAAAUGGUGAUGGCACAACCAAAUUAGUUCGACAGUUUGGCAAGUUUGGAUCUGGCAGAGCUGAGUUAAACCUGCCCCACGGGAUUCAUGCCACAAGCACAGGUUCUGUAUAUAUUGUGGAUUACGGAAACCGAAGGCUCCAAGUGAUGGACAGCAAGGGUAAGAUCCUCCAACAGUUUUCUCUUGAAGCAAAGAACUAUUUUGACGUGGCUGUGAACAACCGAGGGCUUGUGGCAUUGACCAACUCAACUGACCGCACCUUGGAUGUGUACAGCAAGCACGGUCGUCUCCUGCAAGUCAUUUCCAGAAACUUUGGUGCUCCACGUGGCAUUACCGCCAACUACAAAGAUGAAUUUAUCGUGGCAGACAUGAAACUGGGGACUGUCUGUGCUAUUAUGCUGGACUCUACCACUGGGCGGCAGAAAGAAAGCACUGUGGUACCUGGGUUCAACAAACCUUACCUUGUCAGUACCAACAGUCAAGGUCUUCUAGCUAUAUCAGAAAGGGGUUUAGAUGGAGGCUGUUGUGUCAAGGUGCUCAGGGAAGACUGGCAACUUCUCAAGGUUCUAGGCCUCAAGGGAUCCCCCGGGCCCAGUCUGUGUAACCCAUGGGGCGUCUGUGUUGACAGUGAAGGAGGGGUUUUGGUGGCAGACUGGGGACAGAAACACUCCAUUAUUUACUAUCCAGCCAGCAAGCGGACACAAGUUCUGGUCACGGAAGGUCUCAGUAGCCCCAGGGGCCUAGCUCUGUUGCAAGACGGUCUACUACUGGUGGCUGAUAGCAUGCACAACUGCAUCAAGGUGUUCAAAUACCAAGAGGAUGAUUAAGAACUUUGAAGUUGACCUUACACUAAAAGUAUAAGGUCUGUUUGUUUAUUUAUUUCCCGCCCACUCCCACCACUUC